CUAAUAAAAAAUAUCGAGUAGCAACUACCAAUUACCCAUUCCUUCUUAUUUUAUCGCUAGUCGUUACCAAAAGGCAAACACAGAGCACUUUCUCGCGGUUGUUAUGCAUAGUUCUUCUGAUCUCCACAUUUUCUCAAACACCUGGUAGUGAAAUUUGAAUUUGGAGAUGGAGUCUUUGAAAUCCUCGUUCCUCUACUCUACGCCACUGCUACCUCCACACCACACCAAGAAGAAGAAGACAAAGAACUACAACAAACCCAUUCGCAGUUACACCCCAUCCCAUGAAGUACACCGUGACCCAUGGUCCCCCCACAUCGGCGACCCAGCCAAACCCAAACCAGAUUACCUCAGACCUAAAGCCCCUCUCUCCGACAACAACGCACGCCGCAUAAUCAAGGGUAAAGCUCGGUAUCUCAGCGCUCUAAGGAGGAACCAAGGUCCUAAAGCUCAAACUCCUCGUUGGAUUAAGAGAACUCCUGAACAGAUGGUUCAGUAUUUGAAAGAUGAUCGUAAUGGUCAGUUGUAUGGAAAACACGUGAUUGCUGCAAUUAAGAAGGUUCGUGCUCUUUCUGAAUUGUCUGAUGGGGUGUAUGAUAUGAGGGUGGUUAUGGGUUCUUUUGUUGGGAAGCUUACUUUCAAGGAGAUGUGUGUUGUGCUUAAGGAGCAAAAGGGGUGGAGACAAGUUAGAGAUUUCUUUGGCUGGAUGAAAAUGCAGCUGAGCUACCAUCCGAGUGUUAUUGUCUACACUAUUGUGUUGCGCCUAUAUGGGCAAGUUGGAAAGCUUAAUCUGGCGGAAGAAAUCUUCUUGGAGAUGCUCGAUACAGGUUGUGAGCCAGAUGAGGUGGCUUGUGGUACCAUGCUCUGUUCUUAUGCUAGAUGGGGGCGCCAUAAGUCCAUGUUAUCUUUCUAUUCGGCUGUGAAAGAAAGGGGAAUAAUUCUAUCAGUUGCUGUCUUCAACUUUAUGCUAUCAUCUUUGCAAAAGAAAUCACUCCAUAGAGAGGCUGUUCUGGUGUGGAGGGAUAUGGUAAGAAAUGGGGUAGUACCUAAUUAUUUUACUUAUACAGUAGUCAUUAGUUCUCUUGUCAAAGAAGGGCUGCACAUCGAUGCUUUCGAGACUUUUGAUGAGAUGAAGAAUAGAGGAUUUGUCCCUGAGGAAUCAACUUAUAACUCACUCAUAAAUUUAAAUGCUAAAAAUGAAAACAGAGAUCAAGUGCAAAGACUGUAUGAUGAUAUGAGGUUUCAUGGAGUAACUCCCAGUAAUUACACUUGCGCUACCCUUAUAUCUUUGUAUUACAGAUACGAAGAUUACUCUAGAGUCCUCUCUCUCUUUUCUGAAAUGGCAAGAAACAAAAUUCCAGCUGAUGAAGUCAUAUAUGGUUUGCUUAUAAGAGUUUAUGGAAAGCUUGGUUUAUACGACGAUGCUUGCAAAACAUUUGAAAAGAUAAAGUACGAAGGCCUACUGACCAAUGAGAAGACAUAUUUGGCAAUGUCACAAGUCCAUCUUGCUUCAGGAAAUGUCGACAAAGCUUUAGAAGUUAUUGGACUCAUGAAGUCUAAAAACCUACAUUUCUCUCGAUUUGCUUAUAUUGUCCUGUUACAGUGUUACGUGAUGAAAGAAAAUGUAGUAUCAGCUGAAGGAACAUUUUUAGCUCUAUGCAAGACAGAGCUCCCCGAUGCCGGUUCUUAUAAUGAUAUGCUUAGACUGUAUGUAAGACUUAAUUUGAUGAACAAGGCGAAGGAGUUUAUUGCUCAAAUAAGGAAGGACGGGACACAAUUUGAUGAGGAGCUUUACAGGACAGUCAUGAAGGUUUAUUGCAAGGAGGGAAUGCUGCCGGAAGCUGAGCAGUUGACAAAUCAAAUGGUUAAGCAUGAAUCUCUCAAAAAUUGUAAAUUCUUCCAGACAUUUUAUUGGAUUCUUUGUGAACAUAAGGAGGAUGUGCAAAUCGAUGAUAAACUAGUCACCACAAAGCCCACUGACAAACUUGAUACUACAGCUCUUGGGAUGAUGCUCCGUGUAUAUCUGACAAAUAACAACUUCAGUAAGACAAAAAUGUUACUGAAACUAUUGCUGGGUUGUGCAGGGGGAUCAAAUAUUGUUUGUCACUUCAUCAUUAGUUUGACUAAAGACGGAGAAAUCAGAAAAGCAGAAUCACUCAACCACCAGUUGAUUACCCCUGGCUGCAGAAUGGAAGAAGUCACUGCAGCUUCUUUAAUUAGCCAUUACGGGAAUCAACAUAUGCUCAAACAAGCUGAGGAUAUUUUUGCAGAAUAUGUAAAUUCUCCAACGUAUAGUAAACUAUUUUAUAACUCUAUGAUUGAUGCAUAUGCCAAAUGUGGCAAACAAGACAAAGCGUAUUUGUUAUAUAAGCAAGCAACAGAGGAAGGACAUGAUUUAGGUGCCGUUGGUAUUAGCAUUGCUGUAAAUGCUUUGACAAAUCAAGGAAAACAUCGGGAAGCCGAGAAUAUUAUCUCUCAUAGCCUUGAAGGAAACUUGAAACUUGAUACUGUUGCUUAUAAUACGUUUAUCAAAUCCAUGCUUGAAGCAGGAAAAUUGCAUUUUGCAUCUAGUAUUUUUGAGCGCAUGUGUACCAAUGGCAUCACUCCAUCAAUUCAAACAUAUAACACUAUGAUAAGUGUCUACGGAAAAUAUCAAAAGUUGGACAGAGCUGUGGAGAUGUUCAACAAAGCUUGCUCAUUAGGUGUCCCUUUGGAUGAAAAAGCAUAUAUGAAUUUGAUAGGCUAUUAUGGGAAAGCUGGUAUGAUAGACAAAGCUUCACAGUUGUUUAGUAAAAUGCAAGAAGAAGGAAUUAAACCUGGAAAGAUCAGCUAUAAUAUUAUGAUAUACGUAUAUGCAAAUGCUGGAGUUCAUCAUGAAGUAGAGAAACUUUUCCAGGCCAUGCAGAGAGAAGGUUGUUUGCCCGAUUCUUCCACCUAUCUUUCACUAGUCCAAGCAUAUACGAAAAGCCUAAAUUACUCCAAAGCUGAGGAAACCAUAUAUGCUAUGCAGAGCAAGGGCAUUUCACCAUCCUGUGCCCAUUUUAAUAUUUUGCUCUCAGCAUUCAUAAAUGCCGGGAUGAUUGAUGAAGCCAAGAGGGUAUAUGUGGGAAUAUCAACUUUUGGUUUAAUUCCCGAUCUCAUAUGUUAUCGAACAAUUCUGAAAGGUUACCUGAAAUAUGGACUCGUGGAAGAAGGAAUCAACUUUUUUGAAAGUAUACACAAAUCAACAAAAGGGGACAGGUUCGUCAUGAGUGUAGCUGUACAUUUAUAUAAAUCUGCAGGAAUGGAAAGCCAGGCUAAUGAAAUAUUGAGUUUAAUGAACAAGAUGAGGAUUCCUUUCCUCAAAAAACUUGAAGUGGGAUCGGCUAAGAGAGUGAAAGUUCCUUGAGAUAUAAACUACUUCAAAAAUGCAUGUAUGCUUGAGAAGCAAUAUGGUACAGAGAAGAGCUGACAAUGAUCGUCAGGUUUGUAUAUAUAACUUAAUUGACAAUGAUGACGAUGGAACCCUGACUAUAGCUCUGCAUUACUGCUGGCAACAAUAAUUGAACAAUUUGAAGUCUUAGUUCAAAAUGUACUUUUGUUGUUAAUGACGAGGACCCGGGCCACUUUCAUUGUCCAGUGAAUUCUGUAUACGCCAGGAAAGUGUUUAUUCUACCUCCCAAUUAAAGGAUGUUGAACCAAGGAGUAACAUGUGCAACUAUUAUGAUAAGAGUGUGUUUAGUGGGGCUACUUGUGAACAUUUGGGGUUCACGAGUGGGGACUGCAAGUGUUAUGUAACAGAAAGUGAAAAUCCCAGUGUAGACCAGAAAUUUACACCCGUGUACAGAGAUUUAUAUAUUCAUUGAAAUUCCAUAUUCAAUAACCACAUGUAAGGUCAAUUAUCAGUUUCAACAUAAUACUUGUGAUUGAGAAAAUUCUACUUUCAAAAUAAUCCAGGACAAUACACAGAUUAAGAUAUUAAGAGACAUGAUUUUGAGAAGCGA
This is a messenger RNA of Lathyrus oleraceus (garden pea), 3980 nucleotides long. RefSeq names its product pentatricopeptide repeat-containing protein At5g27270. Bases 167 to 3385 code for a protein of 1072 amino acids. Lineage: Eukaryota; Viridiplantae; Streptophyta; Magnoliopsida; Fabales; Fabaceae. Gene Ontology annotation, molecular function: protein binding. The record is from RefSeq and is a predicted model, not a curated record. The transcript has 8 exons.